AUGGACGUGGAAAACGCGCAAAUUCUAAAGCCAAAAUAUAAAAAGUUUAAGAAACUUAAACUGUACAAAUUAGCGAAUUCCUUUGAACCAAAAGAUGCCAAAUGGUACCUUAACUUUUGCGGGAUCCAACUUCACCGUAAAGAGAUCUACACAUCGUUAUCUCUUAUUGUUUCUGUAGUUUUGUUCGCUAUUCUGGUGAAUGAUUUUAUUGCAGUGUUGACGGUGGAGACCCCGGAGAACAAUUCUCAUGGCUUCACAUUCUUAAUAUUGAUAUCACACUGCAUAGCCUUUGUCAUGUCCAUUCUUGGUGUCAUGUACCACAGUCUUGCUGAGAAGAUAACGGGAGUCUAUGUCGGGAUGAUUUCGACAGCUUUCAGCAUGCUACUAUUCAUAGUUAGAAUUAUCUUCGAGUUAGUCUUUUUGGAAUUCCGCCCAGAAGAGCUGUCCCAUUCAUCAUAA
Molecule: messenger RNA, 459 nt
Organism: Actinia tenebrosa (Australian red waratah sea anemone)
Lineage: Eukaryota; Metazoa; Cnidaria; Anthozoa; Actiniaria; Actiniidae
Source: RefSeq, a predicted model, not a curated record